AUGGCUUUUUUCAGAAACCUCCAGCAAAAUCUGAGCCUUCCCUCUGUGUCUUCUCUGGUUGACACACUUAGCAGUGCAGUGGAUGAUCUGACCAGUGUUGUUGGAGAGGUCAGCUACAGCGUAGCUGAUUCAGUAACAGAACAAGUGACAAGUAUGAUAAACGGCCUUCGCGCAGAAGCGGAAAGCUCCAAAACGCAGAACAAUAAACCUGCGGAAGGAGUUGAAGAACACACACUAACACAUUGCCAGGAAACUCAUAUGAAAGCAAAGAGAGGUGUUGCUGAACAUAAAGAAACUCAUUCUGAUUCGUUAGAUGGCAUAAAAAAAGAUACAAGUGAAAACGGAGUAUCUGACCAUGGCAUGGACAAAAAAGAGUGCCAGGUAAAAGGCACAGAUAGUAAUAAUUACAUUAGUGAUACAGAAGUACCUCAGGAUUUGAAGACUAUGGGAGGACCUUUAAAAAGGGAAGCAGUAGGAGGAAAUGAUGAGUCUUCUGUAAAUUGUAAGUCCUCGAAGGAUAAUAACCUGAAAAGUAAUAAAUUUGCGAUGCAGCAAUCUGUUGAGGAACAAGAUGAUUGUGUGCAUGCAGUGUCAGAGAAUGCUAAGAAUCACUUGCAUGGGAAAAUCAAACCACGGUCAUCUGGAGUUGAUUUUAAGGAUUCUGAAGAGGAGCCCACUAUGAAUGUUCCCCAGGUUUUAGAAACAAAACUCGUUGAAGUACAGAAGCAAAAAUUAGCAGACUCCAGCUUGAAGAAGAUGCACUAUGACCAUCCCAAUUGCAUUCAUGAAAAAGGAGAAAAUAAGUCUGAAGCCUUUUUGGACAGAAAAGGAAAAUCCCUAUCAAAAGAUGAAGACAAUGUAUCAGCUACUCUUACAAAAGCGGGUAACAAGAAAAACACACAGAGAUCAGGGAGAGAGCUGUGUCACAAGAAGACAGCAGGAAAAGACAACUCUUAUAUGAGUAAAGACCAGCAUGGUUCAUCAUCUGAGAGUGAAGAUGAAGCACUGGGUAAAUAUCAUGAGACCUUGUCUAGGACCCAGAGUUCCAGGCUGCCAGUGGUGGAUGGCAGACAGCAAAAAAACUAUAUAUGGGAAACCAGACAAAAAUAUAGUCCCCUGUCUGCAGAAUAUGAUGGAUACAGUAGUGAAGCCUCAAUAGAUGAAGCUAACUGCAUUCAGAGGAUGAGAAGAACACCUCCACUGGAUGAGCUGCAGCCCCCUCCAUACCAGGAUGACAGUGGUUCUCCUCAUCUUUCCUGUACGCCUUCUGAAGUCGGAGACAGCAAAUGUGAAUUUUCACAGUGUAGCAACAGCCCCAGAUGUUCAUACAAGUGCCCGAGCGAGGGGAGCACCGGACACGAAAUAGAAAGCUUCCACAACAAAGGCUACGAAGAGGAUGUCCCAAGUGAUAGCACAGCUGUCCUCAGUCCGGAGGAUAUGUCAGCUCAAGGAUCAUCUUCACAGCUUCCUAAACCUUUUGAUCCUGAGCCAGUAGCUAAAUAUGGCACACUGGAUGUGACUUUUGACUAUGACUCACAGGAACAGAAGCUUUUGGUGACAGUGACAGCUGUCACAGACAUUCCCACUUACAGCAGGCCAGGUGGAAGCUCGUGGCAAGUACACCUAGUUCUUCUCCCUAUAAAGAAGCAGAGAGCAAAAACCAGCAUCCAACGGGGACCAUGCCCUGUCUUCACAGAGACAUUCAAAUUUAAUCACGUUGAGUCUGAGAUGAUUGGGAAUUAUGCGGUUCGCUUCAGACUGUACAGCGUACGGCGCAUGAAAAAGGAAAGGAUUGUGGGAGAAAAGAUCUUUUACUUAACAAAAUUGAAUCUUCAAGGGAAGAUGUCAGUGCCAGUGAUGCUGGAACCUUCUUACAGUGUCUCUGGUUGUGACUCUCAAAUGAGUAUGUCAGAAGUGUCCUGCAGUGAAAGUACCUCCUCUUGUCACUCUCUGGUACAUGGCUCCGCUCCAGAAAUCCUCGUUGGCCUCCUUUAUAAUGCUACCACUGGAAGAUUAUCAGCAGAAGUGAUAAAAGGCAGCCACUUCAAAAACUUGGCAGCGAACAGACCACCCAACACCUAUGUUAAGUUAACACUGCUGAACUCCAUGGGGCAAGAGAUGUCCAAAUGCAAAACUUCGAUCCGCCGCGGACAGCCCAACCCGGUGUACAAAGAAACCUUCGUUUUCCAGGUGGCACUGUUUCAGCUUUCAGAUGUGACACUGAUACUCUCUGUGUAUAAUAAGCGCAGCAUGAAGCGGAAGGAGAUGAUAGGGUGGAUUUCCUUGGGUCUCAACAGUUCAGGAGAGGAUGAACUCAAUCACUGGACUGAAAUGAAAGAAUCUAAAGGACAGCAAGUAUGUAGAUGGCAUACUUUACUCGAGUCGUAAUGGACAGGACAGAGUGCAGUGGUGGUUUUAAGGGAGUUUGGUCUCUCAAGAAGAUGAUCCUCCCCAGUCACAAUCAGAGGAUUUAUUGUGGAAGUACAAAACAAAGAUCGAGGUCAACAUUCCAUCGUAAAGAAUGCACAAUGUGCAGAAAUGGUGGGAUUUCAUAGGUAACCUUCACUUAGUGUCAGACGCUUCCUUGGUGUCCGAGCAGCCUUGCUGUACACAGACACCUUAGUGGUCCCUCCUCCAUCCACCUGAUGCUGUAUUUGUUUGGGUUUGUUUUGUGGUUCACAAUUCAGAAACGUUUUAUGUAAGGUUCUCUAAAUUGAUGUAAGCUCCUCCUUGUGUACUUUUUUGUACUGCUCUAAUAACAAUGUAGCUUCUGACCUGCCUGCAUACAGAUUAAAGGUCAAUAAUUUGCACUUGGAGAAAAAUUUAAUGAUCUGCAGAGCAAAAGAAGAAACCAAGGAUCACGGGUGGAGAGCUUGGUCACAUAGCAAAUAUGAAUACACUCUUGUUUCACACUGAGUUUCUUUCCUGGAGCUUAGUACAAGUAAGUUUUUAAUUUUUUAUAUGCAGUUGGCUUGAAAAAGACUGGCAUUGGGGCAUCAGGUGAACUUCAGCAUCAAACUAAGCAACCUGUGACAGGAACAAGCGCUAUACACGGCAUAAAUUGGGUUUCUCCCUCUUGCCUCUACUUCUGCCUAAUACAAGGAGACCAGAUCAUUAAGUUUGGUCCCUUCCAAAUUUCCUUGGACAGGUUGUACUGUAAAACUCUGUAACUUUCUGUUGAAAGCACUUCCUGUAUUCCUGUAUUCCAGUGUAAGGAAGCUCAUCGAGCACGACUUUGCUAAAGUAUAUUUUCUUUAAACAAAUUGAUACAGAUUUCUUUUAAAGGGUCAUCAGGGGGAAGCUAGGUUGAAAGACUGUGGAGGAAGUGGCAACAGUGGAGCUACUUUGAAUGAAUGCAAAGUACUAUGGCUUUAGGAUCCAUGUGAGCCUCUUCUGAGCUGUCGCAGGGAUUACUGUGUGCUGUCCGUUGGAAGCAGGGAACAGACCUUUCUUCUUGGAGAAGAGAACGUCAGUAAGUUAUUUUUCUAGUGAUUUGCCAGCAAUUGAAUGAAUGCUCAUGCCCAAAGUAGAAGUUUGCUUUGCUUAUGUUCAGGUUGGGAAAUGCAGCUUUCUAAUGAUGCAGCUGAGAAGCUGCAGCAGCAGAGAAAAGUUUGCCAUCAGGUGAACACCUGCGGCCACAAUAAGGGCAAUAUCAGUGCUUCUCAGAUUCCUAUUGGUCCCCAAUACUUCAACUGAAAUCACACUGAUUUACUGACUGCUGAAUCUCAUCCAUACUGCUUAAGUCAUGGACUAUGGAGUAAAUAUGUUUUAAAAGCUUCCCAGUACAAAUAUUCUUUUUGCCUGUCAUUAUUAAGUUUCAUUGACUUGUAUGGAAAGAAAGUGAUUUUUCUUCUUCUU
Dryobates pubescens (Downy woodpecker) is the source of this 3858-nucleotide messenger RNA. RefSeq names its product synaptotagmin 14 (gene SYT14). The transcript has 6 exons. The record is from RefSeq and is a predicted model, not a curated record. Lineage: Eukaryota; Metazoa; Chordata; Aves; Piciformes; Picidae. Bases 1 to 2388 code for a protein of 795 amino acids.